AUAUAUACUACGGAAUUAAAAUUGGUCCUGUAACCAGAACUGUCAGAUUCGUUAGAAACGACAAAACCAUGUUUAAUGAUCAGUCAUUUCCACCAGUUGGAUUUUCCUCGCAAGCAUCACUUGAUAAUUAACACUCAUUGGAAAUUGUGAAUGACCAUGAGUCUUCUGUGCGACGAUCAACUAAACAGACUCACUAACUGGGCAAUUUUAUUAUCCCAGAUCACAAAGUACCGCCAAUAUUCAGACAGAGGAAAUUCGUUUCCAGGAGCGCGAGAAUCAAGUUCUCGAGUCGAAGGAUGUCGAGACAAGAAUGCGCCACAUGUCGAUUACCAGAAACUGUCAGCAUUUCUGAAACGCGUCACACCUUCGGUAUUGGAUGAACUCGACGAGAUUUAUGGCAGCACUGCUUUUGAUGGGUAUGAUGUUGCGACUGGUGGAGAACCAUCUAGCAGCAUUAAGUUGCUCACAAAGUUUAAUACCCUCAAUGAAGCGGAUGCCGAGACCAAAAUAAGCUGUGUUACUUGGAGUGCCGGUGGUGGAACUUUGGCUUUGUCAUACAGUGCAGUAUGUCAUGACACGUGGUGUAACCAUACAUCAAGUAUCAGAAUUUUCAAUUUUACGAAAGAAGAUCAGUUUCCAUCAACACCAAACAGAAGCUUGGAAGUAAACUCGUGUGUCACUGCAUUAUCAUAUCACCCUGUGGAACCCUCCAUUCUAGCAGCAGGUUUAUUUAAUGGAGAUGUCUUAGUCUGGAAUUUGAGAGAUGAUAAGUCUUCAGCCCCGCUUCAGUUAUCUGCUCACGGAGACUCCUUGUCUGUGGUUCAAUGGCGACCCACAUUAGUUAAUGGUGUAUUUCCCCUGGUCACAGCCGGUAGAGAUGGAUAUUUACUCGUCCACAAACUGACUGCCAAUUUUACCAAUGUUGAUUUAUACAAGAGAUUUAAGAUCAGUAAAGAACAUAAUCCUUCAGAAAAAACAAGGCCACGUAGCGCCAGUGGUAGAAAAGAAAGAGCAGUAGAACCUGGAUUAUGUAUAACAGCUCUCAAUUUCUCUACAAUUGAUCAAACUAUCUUUGUUCUUGGAACUUUAUGUGGGGGCUUAUACAGGUGUAAUAUUGAUCACGGUACCCCAGUAGAAGGUACAGUGUAUAGUAGCAGAGAUACCAUGGACCCAGUAGUGGAUCAGUUUGAAAGACACGAAGGUAGCAUAACAUCCAUAAUUUCGUCGAAAACUUGCGAUACUUUUGUGACAAGUGGUACCGAUAAGGAAAUACGUAUUUAUCGAUUAUCACAGUUCAAUUCCCUGCACGUAAUAGGUGUGGAAGAUACCGCGAUAGGUCUAUCAUGGGUGGUUGGGAACUCGAAUAUUUUUGCAGCGUAUGGAGCUGGUCAAAUAAUAAUGUUUUACAACUUGGAAAAUGGGAAAAACAUGCCCGAAAUGUUAUUGAAAACGAACGGCAGCGAGACGAAUUGUCUGCAAUUCAACACUAAAAGAGACUUAGUAGCUAUAGGCGUAAGUAAGGGGAAUCUGGAAAUAUGGAAAGUACCACAGAACAUGGUGUACUGAAACUGCAACAUAAAUGUAUAUUCAGCCAAUAAAACGUUAUUGAUUUUUGCACAUUA
Messenger RNA from Diprion similis, 1622 nucleotides. Its product is annotated as cytoplasmic dynein 2 intermediate chain 2-like. Gene Ontology annotation, cellular component: cytoplasmic dynein complex; ciliary plasm. The record is from RefSeq and is a predicted model, not a curated record. The transcript is spliced from 9 exons. NCBI's taxonomy places the organism in Eukaryota, Metazoa, Arthropoda, Insecta, Hymenoptera, Diprionidae. Gene Ontology annotation, molecular function: dynein heavy chain binding; dynein light chain binding. Gene Ontology annotation, biological process: intraciliary transport. Bases 151 to 1566 code for a protein of 471 amino acids.